This is a messenger RNA of Candidozyma duobushaemuli, 1167 nucleotides long. RefSeq names its product glycine decarboxylase subunit T (gene GCV1). Gene Ontology annotation, cellular component: mitochondrion. Gene Ontology annotation, biological process: glycine catabolic process. Gene Ontology annotation, molecular function: protein binding; aminomethyltransferase activity. The transcript has a single exon. The record is from RefSeq and is a predicted model, not a curated record. Lineage: Eukaryota; Fungi; Ascomycota; Pichiomycetes; Serinales; Metschnikowiaceae. The coding region runs from base 1 to 1167 and encodes 388 amino acids.
AUGUUGCGUAGAUUUUACUCGACCGGGUUGAGAAGAACCCCCUUGUACGAGAGCCACGUCAAGUACAAUGCCAAGUUCGUGCCCUACGCUGGCUUCGAGAUGCCCAUCUUAUACAAGAACCAGUCCCACAUCGAGUCCCACAACUGGGUCCGGAGCAAAGUGGGAUUGUUUGAUGUCAGCCACAUGUUGCAACACAACUUCGAGGGUCCUGAUGCCGCUGCCCUUUUGCAGAAAAUCACACCAAUUGACUUGGCCAGCCUUCAGCCUUACACCUCGUCAUUGACUGUGCUUCUUAACGAGAACGGUGGCAUCAUCGAUGACACCAUCGUCACCAAGCACCACGAUGAGAAGUACUACGUUGUCACCAAUGCCGGUUGCAGAGACAAGGAUCUUGCCUUCAUCAAGGAGGAGGCCAAGGCCUUUGGCAAUGUGGAUCACUCCACCUGGGAGGGCACCCUUUUGGCUAUCCAGGGGCCAAAGGCACAGGAGAUCUUGCAAAAGUACACCUCUGAGAGUUUGAAAGACCUCUACUUCGGAAACUCCAGGUACUUCAAGUUGAACAGCUUUGUCAAUGACAAGGUUCACCUCGCAAGAACCGGUUACACGGGUGAGGACGGUUUCGAAAUGAGCAUCAAGGCUGACAACGAAGCCGAGGCCGAGCAGUCCAGACAAUUCUUUGAAUCCUUGAUUGAGGAGCAUCCUGACGUUGUGGCGCCAAUUGGCUUGGCUGCCAGAGACUCCCUCAGAUUGGAAGCUGGUAUGUGUCUCUAUGGCAACGAAUUGUCCGAGGACAUCACCCCUAUCGAGGCCUCUCUUGCUUGGUUGAUUCCAAAGUCCAGAAGAGAGCCUGCUACUGCUACGUUUAACGGUGCCAGCAAGAUCUUGGAGCAGUUGAACAACAAGGGUUUGGUGACGAGGAGAAGAAUCGGCGUUACCUCUAAGGGACCGGCGCCCAGAGGAGGAGCGAAAAUCUACCACGAUGGUAACGAGGUAGGGUACAUCAGCUCGGGCUCAUUGUCACCCACUUUGGGCCUGAACGUUGCCCAGAGUUACCUUGACAAGACCGUGAAGAUCGGCAGCACGGUGCAACUCGACAUUCGUGGCAAGUUGAGAGAUGGUGUGGUGACAAAGCUCCCAUUCGUACCCAACAACUUCUACAAGGGUUAG